CCGAUUGAUUGUGUGCGGUGGUCCGGGUAAGCUAGCUUGCUGUCAGUCAGUUGACUUCCUGGCUGCUAGCAUAAGAAAACGCUCCAUUAAUUUGAAAUUAAACGCCUGUGGUUGCUCUUGAAGGUGUCACUCCUGCUUUGGCGUCUGCUGUUAUAUUGCCAACAAACAGCAUCCCAGGCUGCACAAAGAAGAGGUUUGCAGGCGGAUUUGAAUUUAAACUUCAUAUAUAAUGGCGCUAGGUCCACCUACUUAAAGGCGCUUUAAUAUCCGGUUUGCCCCUGACCCAGAAAUAAACAUAAGUGUCAAACCGGUUUGUGUCAAAGUGGAGACUUGACUCAUUGUGAAGCUCUCCUUGAACAUUUUGUGUUGUUUCUAUGACAAACACACACGGUUGACUAAAGGUAGUGACAGUGUCAUUUUGUAAACACUGAAGCUGCUGCUUCCCUGCUUGGACUUUGUUUGCCCCCCAAAAAAAUACUUCAAAAUGAGUGCAGAUUGGGGGGAGAAAUCCACAGCAGACCUCAUGAGCAGGUAUGUCUCCAAGGAAGAAGGUCACAGAGUGCCCACGGCAGGAUGGCGCAUCUGUUUGGCCCAUGAGUUCAAGGAGAAGAGGAAGCCUUUCCAAGCCAAGGAUGUGUCGCUGAGUAAUCUUGUGGAGCACUAUGGACUUGGAAUCAGGUAUUUAAAAUGGUGGUACAAGAAGACACAGGUGGAAAGGAAGGCGCCAUUCAUCGAUAUGUUUCAUGCCCAACCAUUGCGGCAAAUAUACGGGGCUCCGCUUGGAGGUAUUGGAGGAGGUACCAUCACCAGAGGAUGGAGGGGGGAGUUCUGCAGGUGGCAGCUGACCCCUGGGAUGUACCACUACAAAACUGUCACCGCCAAUCAGUUCACAGUGUGUUUACGCCGCGGGGGCCAAACAGUUUACCAGCAGGUGCUCUCCAUCGAGCGCCCUCCGACGCUGCAGGGCUGGAACUGGGGCUACUGCGGCGAGUACGCCUUCUAUCACGCCUUGUACCCACGCGCCUGGACUGUCUAUCACCUCCCUGGGCAAAAUGUCACGCUCACCUGCAGACAGGUUUCCCCCGUCAUUCCUCAUGACUACAAGGACUCCAGCCUGCCAGUGGCGGUGUUUGUUUGGGACGUGGAGAACAAGAACGACUACGCCCUGGAUGUCACCAUUAUGUUUACCAUGGUCAAUGGGUCCGGACACAAGGAUGACAAAGGCGGGGGCCACUGGAAUGAACCAUUUCAUCUUGAAAAGGAGGGGGAGGCAGUGUCUGGUGUCUUGCUACAUCAUUCCACCACUGUGAACCCUUAUACUUUAUGCAUCGCAGCACGGGGGCAGCCUCACAAGGAAAUCAGCCAUCAGACUGCAUUCCGUCCAAAAGGAACCUGCAGCAGCUUGUGGAGUGACCUCAUCACAGAUGGACGCCUGGACUCUCCUACAGGCUCCAGCCCGCCGACUCCCAAAGGAGAGAAGGUGGCAGCAGCAUUGGCUGUUGGCUGCUCCGUGUUGCCUCACAGCCGGAACACCCUGGAGUUCUGCCUGGCGUGGGACAUGCCCAAAAUCACCUUUGGGUCUCGAGAGAGGGAGCACCACAGGAGGUACACCCGUUACUUUGGGAGCAAAGGGGAUGCGUCACCUUCACUCAGCCACUAUGCCCUGACUCACUACACAGAGUGGGAGAACAGCAUUGAGAAGUGGCAAACACCCAUACUGCAAGAUCGUUCUCUCCCCUCCUGGUAUAAGUCAGCCCUCUUUAACGAGCUGUACUUUGUGGCCGACGGUGGGACGGUGUGGACGGAGCUGCAAGAGGACGCCGACAUCAGCGGCGGUGUGCGCAGUGAAGAUGGAGGACUGCCAGCUCAGCCUGCCGUCAUUAAAGAGUACGGCCGCUUUGCCUACUUAGAAGGUCAAGAGUACAGAAUGUACAACACAUACGACGUGCACUUCUACGCUUCUUUUGCACUGAUCAUGCUGUGGCCCAAACUUGCCUUGAGUGUGCAGUAUGACAUUGCUGGCAGUGUGGUCCAGCAGGAUGUCACAGAGAGGUUGCAUCUGAUGAACGGUCAGUACGCUGCUGUCAAGGCUAAAAAUGUGGUGCCUCACGACAUUGGAGACCCAGAUGAUGAACCGUGGCAAAGGGUGAACGCCUACCUCAUUCAUGACACAGCCUACUGGAAGGACUUGAACCUGAAGUUUGUCCUGCAGGUCUACAGGGACUAUCACCUCACCCAGGACAGGGACUAUCUGCAGGACAUGUGGCCCAUCUGCCAGGCAGUCAUGGAGUCAGAGUUGAAGUUCGACCUGGAUGGAGAUGGCCUGAUUGAGAACUCUGGCUUUGCCGACCAGACGUAUGACGGCUGGACGGUAACUGGGCCGAGUGCAUACUGUGGUGGGCUGUGGUUGGCGUCGCUGUGCGUCAUGUGCAAAAUGGCCACACUGGUAAACAGUGAGGAGGCGCACCAACGCUACAGAGACCUCUUGGACAGAGGCAGUGCAUCAUUUGAUAAACUGUUGUGGAACGGCAAGUACUACAACUACGACAGCAGCAGCAGGGACCUUUCGAACAGUGCCAUGUCCGACCAGUGUGCCGGGCACUGGUUCUUAAGAGCAUCCGGGCUCGGAGAGGAAGACUUCCAGGCUUUUCCUAAAGAAAAAAUCCGGACUGCACUCCAAUCUGUUUUUGACUUGAAUGUAAUGAGCUUCGCUGGAGGUCAGAUGGGUGCGGUGAAUGGCAUGCGGCCCGAGGGCGUGCCCGACCGCUCCAGCGUCCAAUCAAAUGAGGUUUGGAUCGGUGUUGUUUACGGACUGGCCGCCACUAUGAUCUAUGAGGGAAUGCUGGAGGAAGGCAUGCGCACAGCAGAGGGUUGCUACCGCACUGUCUGGGAGAGGCUGGGCAUGGCCUUCCAGACACCAGAAGCCUACUGCGAGAAGGCCAUCUAUCGCUCUCUGGCUUACAUGAGGCCACUCAGCGUCUGGGCCAUUCAGCUCGCUCUUGACCAUUCCCGCGAUGAUGGGGACACAUCAGUACCACAGGGGCGGCCAUGAGCAGUGUUAGCGUCAGAAUCAUCUCAUUUUAGGUUUGCUAGAAGAUCAUAGUGUUACUUGAAUUGAGUUUUGUAAUAACAGACUAACAGACCCAAUCACAGCCUCUCCACAUACUGUACAACGUAUGUCUUGAAACACACACACACACAUAUGCAUCUUUAUGUCAAGACUAGAUUGGUAGAAGGCUGCUAUCAUUGGUGCUUGUGAAUGAAGAUUUAUGUCUCGGGUCAGAAACUUGAAGUAAAUUUUGAUAUUUCAUAACUUUUUACAUGUACGUGGGGUAAUAAUAUACAGAAAUAUUUGAAUGCUGUACUAAACCGUAUACAAAGAGUAGUAGUGACGAAUAUUUUUCUGGUUAAUGUGCGGUAUGAACUAUAAUAUAUAAUUUGGUGCCUUGUUGCAUGUUAGCCUAUAUCAAGUUAGCUGCAAACCUGACUAUUUUAUAAACACCUGCACUCAUGACAAUCAUCCUGAAUAAAUCUCUUGCGCAUGCAUCUUAUAUUGUUAGAAUGGAUGACAAUUAGGUGAAUUGACGUUGCCUUUGUAUUACAAGCAGGCAUCCAGCAGAGGGCGACAGAAGAUCAUUCCUCAUUUAAAGUUGCAGGACAGUAUGUACAUUUUGAAAUGUCUGAGGUCACUAUAGACUCAUAUACUAGCAAUAUCUGAUGCAUGCAUACUCUUGUGCUCCAGGAUGCAUUAAAUCAAAACUGAAAGCCCCUUUUCUGUUUGGUGAUAAUAUGAUAGACUUUUCUUGUAAGUCUGCCUGCAGCAUCAGCACCUUGGCUCCAUGGCGAAUGUCAUCUGCCCUUGAUUCAUUGGGAAAUCCUGCCAGCUGGAUGAUCUCCCGUUCAUCGCUAACAAGCCUCUUUGUUUCCUCUUGUCCUCUGUUUUUUCCUUUUUUUUAUUCCUUUAUUCCACAUCCUGUCAUUGUGUUCACUAUGAUGCUUCAGCGGUGCUUUUAAUUACUUUAUUCCAGCCAUGCUGGCUAGUAAGUCUGAAGGUGUUGCUAAGGGUUUAUUCUGCGAAGCGAGUUUAGUGGGUUAGCGAGCUGUGUUGAGUUGAAGGUAGCUGUCUUUUAAAGAAGCUGUAUCACCAAGGUAACUUGGGCUAACCUCAACCUGGUCGGGACCAGGUCAUGUCCAGGCUUUCAGCUUAAAAUCAGCCAUGCAAGUGCCACAGUUUCACUGUUGAAAUAAUUCCGAGAUGGCGUCAGCAUUUAUUGAAAACCUACGAGGUUCCCGAGGGGACUUGGAGGAAAAAAAAAUUGAAAUGAGCAUUCCCUGAUGAUAUUAUCCAUCUAUAAGCGAGAUAGAUUUUCAGAGGAGGGAAUAGGAUAGAUAUGCUCACACGAGCACCAGGAAUAAAAUGCAAUAUGAAAUAAUGAUUAGGCCAACAUGAGCAAAGGUAAACGUCUCCGCAAUCCUUGCGCUAGUACUCACGUCAACACUGCCAUCUAGUGGUCACAACGAUAUACAACAAGAUCACGUGCUUCAGUUGUUGCUAAAAUUAUUUUUUAAUGGGUAAGUGUUAAAAUGUUAAAGUUGUGCAAUGUUGAGCGUUGAAUUAAAGGACUAGUACGGUAUAGUUAGUAUAAUAAAUCAGUGUUAACUUGCCCAUUACAUGCUCAGCAUUAUUUUGUCAGCCUUCCUUCGUCGCUCUAUUGGUGGCGACAGUGUUGCUUUUAGCGUCCUAAUUUUUUGGGAACUCCUCAUAACGCUCCAUAAUAAUUAUGUGCUUAUUUUUUGUGAAAUACGCUGACUGGGAUUGCUUCGCUUUUCAGACGAAGUAGAAUAUGACUUCAAACGCCCCCUUCCAUGUGAACGCACACUUAGCACAAAACUUCAAAAGUAGUAUGUCUGUUAAUACACUUGAUGCUCCCUUUACUGUCGUAACGGACUCACCAGUUGGUGAAGUAUGCUUCCACCCAUCUGGUAGUAAGAACAACUGUAAAAUCCGUGCUAAUAUAAUAUUCACUAAUAUAAUAAUAUAAUAUUGUUUCUGUUUCUCCUGUGAUAACUUACUGGAACAGUCGUGUUAAUAACUUGUGUUGGGGAAAAAAUCUGGUCUCUUCCUCAAAAAUUUGUUGUGGUUAACAAAGUGAAAGAAGUGUCAUUUAAAAUUAUUCACCGACGUUAUCCAGUUAAAUCCCUCUUUAUCAAAUUCAAGUAUGAUGAUUUAGAUCUGAAAUGUGCUUUUUGUGACUCCCAUACUGAGACUGUUCAUCUGUUUUGGAAGUGAGAAUAUACCCGUAAAGUGUG
Messenger RNA from Dunckerocampus dactyliophorus (ringed pipefish), 5310 nucleotides. It is a transcript of the gene gba2, whose product is annotated as glucosidase, beta (bile acid) 2. The transcript is spliced from 18 exons. NCBI's taxonomy places the organism in Eukaryota, Metazoa, Chordata, Actinopteri, Syngnathiformes, Syngnathidae. Bases 485 to 3052 code for a protein of 855 amino acids. The record is from RefSeq and is a predicted model, not a curated record. Gene Ontology annotation, biological process: central nervous system development; glucosylceramide catabolic process; carbohydrate metabolic process. Gene Ontology annotation, cellular component: membrane. Gene Ontology annotation, molecular function: glucosylceramidase activity; beta-glucosidase activity.